Messenger RNA from Solenopsis invicta (red fire ant), 1208 nucleotides. It is a transcript of the gene PQBP1, whose product is annotated as polyglutamine-binding protein 1. The record is from RefSeq and is a predicted model, not a curated record. NCBI's taxonomy places the organism in Eukaryota, Metazoa, Arthropoda, Insecta, Hymenoptera, Formicidae. Gene Ontology annotation, molecular function: protein binding. The coding region runs from base 418 to 1134 and encodes 238 amino acids. The transcript is spliced from 6 exons.
CAGUCUAGUAAAUAUAUAAAUGUCUAUGCAUUCGACCGAUACGUAAAUCUCUUCUGUUAUCUAAAAGCGAUAUCACUUUUAAAUUAUAUUUAAAAAACUAUCUCUGUAUUAUUUAUAUAUUUAAUAAAUAAUUUUCUUAAAGUUUAAAUUGGGGAAAUCCAAAAUGCCUUUGCCAGCAGCAUUAGCUGCACGUCUUGCGAAAAGAGGGUUAAUCACUGGAUCUGAAAAGCAUGUUAAUAAAAAGACUGAUCGUAUGAAUCGCAGGCUAUUGUUGCAUGCAUUUGUAAUUUUAAGUUGUGGUAUUUUAUAGAAUCUGGGAAAAAAGAAGCCAAGAAGAAGGUGCAUGAAGAAGUAAUAGCUGAAGAUUAUGAUAACACAAAAGAAGAGAUUAAUCAAAUUGAUAUAUCUCAGAAAUUUAUGGGUUACAAUGGAUGUCCUAAUAAGUAUAAUAUUUAUCAUGAAUGUACGAAAAAAUGUAAAGAGUUAUGGGGCAUGGGACGUGGGCAACCUUCAGAUAAAUAUUUGAAACAACAAAUGAAAUUAAUUCAAAAAUAUCCGUUACCAGAAACUUGGAAAGCUGUUUACGAUCCUGGAUCUGGACAGCAUUAUUAUUGGGAUUGGUCAUCUGAUUUGGUAUCUUGGUUACCACCUGGCCAUCCAAAAUGUCAAAUAUCGCAACCUGCAUCCCAAUUACGCGAAGAAUUACAUUUGAAGGCAGGAGAUCAAGAUGAUAACAUAUCAAGUGAUGAUAGCAGUGAUCAAGAGCAAAUGGAAGUAGAAGAAAAUGAACCUGUCAAAAAAGAUAGAAAGAUUGAAAGUCGUACAAGAUAUAAAGGACCAGACAAUAAAAGGAUUCAUAAAUCUGAUAGAAGUGAUGGUAAAGAUACUAAAGAUCGCACUUUGGAUCCUAUGGAUCCAGCAUCCUAUAGCGAUAUUCCCAGGGGUAAAUGGUCAGAUGGAUUAGCUAAACAUAAUGAAGCUAAAACUGGUGCUGAUACAACCGCUUCAGGCCCUCUUUAUCAAAUGAGGCCAUAUCCCAGUCCAGGCGCAGUGCUUCGCUCUAAUAGAGCCAAUAAAACAGAAUCGGAAUCAUCCAACAAACCGAAAGUUAUGUUUCCUGAAAAACCGGAAUAAAUGCACAUUGUGAUAAUAAGUUUGAUGACUUAAUUUUGUGUGAUUAUGAUAAUAUAUUUAAUGACAAAACAUGA